This is a messenger RNA of Tripterygium wilfordii, 643 nucleotides long. Its product is annotated as metallothionein-like protein type 2. The transcript is spliced from 3 exons. The record is from RefSeq and is a predicted model, not a curated record. Gene Ontology annotation, molecular function: metal ion binding. Lineage: Eukaryota; Viridiplantae; Streptophyta; Magnoliopsida; Celastrales; Celastraceae. Bases 76 to 312 code for a protein of 78 amino acids.
AGAAACAGAACUUCCUUGUCUGAUAGAGAUCGAAUUUGAUUUUCCAAGCCUUUUAGUUUUCUUCCCUGAAACAACAUGUCUUGCUGUGGAGGAAACUGUGGUUGUGGUUCUGGCUGCAAGUGCGGCAGUGGCUGCAAUGGAUGCGGCAUGUACCCUGACUUGGGUUUCGCAGAGAAGGUCAGCACUGAGACCAUAAUCAUUGGGGCUGCACCAGUGAGGACACACUUUGAGAGCUCUGAGAUGGCCUUUGGUGCAGAGAACGGUUGCAAAUGUGGCGCAAACUGCACCUGCGACCCAUGCACCUGCAAAUGAAGAAAGACUCGGAGCGUCCACAAAGCAGAUAUGGAUCUUAUGAAUAAUUAGUUAUAAGGAUGUUAUAAGGAAGUGAGGAGAUCUUAAAAGUACUUUUGGACCUCUGGUUUGGUAUUUUAUGUCUAGUUUGCUGUAAAUAAGACGAUCAUGGCUUUGUUCAAGUCCUUAGCCUGGAUUUGUUGCUGUAUUCAUGACCGAAAUGGGUGUCUUGUUUAAAUUAUGUGUCGCUGCUUUGUGGACGUGAAAAGAGUUUGCUUUGUAUUUUCUGUGAGGGGAGCUUGAACUGUAACAGAGUAUAUGAUUAAUGAAUCUCCUUUCUGUGGUUGUGUUA